GGCCGCCCGGGGCUGGCGGCGGGAGGCGGCGGGGGUCCAGGGCGGCGGGGCACCGCCGGCGCCCGGCGCAUGGCGGCGACGGGGAGCAUCACCACCCUGCCGGCGCUGCCCGACGACGGGGGCAGUGGCGCCUUUCCCCCCGGGCACUUCAAGGACCCCAAACGGCUUUACUGCAAGAACGGCGGCUUUUUCCUGCGCAUCAAUCCCGACGGCCGGGUGGACGGCGUCCGGGAGAAGAGCGACCCUCACAUCAAGCUACAACUUCAGGCAGAAGAACGAGGAGUGGUGUCAAUCAAAGGCGUAAGUGCAAAUCGUUUUCUGGCUAUGAAGGAGGAUGGCAGAUUGCUGGCCUUGAAAUGUGCAACAGAAGAAUGUUUCUUUUUUGAGCGUCUGGAAUCUAAUAAUUAUAACACUUACCGAUCCCGGAAAUACUCUGAUUGGUACGUGGCACUGAAAAGAACUGGGCAGUACAAACCUGGACCAAAAACUGGACCUGGACAGAAAGCUAUUCUUUUCCUUCCUAUGUCAGCUAAAAGCUGAUUUCCAUGGCAGAUUCUGAGCACACACAACACAUUACAUGGAAGAUGUCAAAUUUCCUGGUCCUCUCUGAAAUAGCAAAACCAUAAGCAAUUAUUUGCUGAAAUUCACUACUUUUGCAAGUACCAGAUUAAACCAUGUUUCCUCCUGUCUUACAUUGCUCUUUAAACCAUUUGUGCCAGUGUG
This is a messenger RNA of Pezoporus occidentalis (night parrot), 723 nucleotides long. It is a transcript of the gene FGF2, whose product is annotated as fibroblast growth factor 2. Gene Ontology annotation, molecular function: growth factor activity; fibroblast growth factor receptor binding. NCBI's taxonomy places the organism in Eukaryota, Metazoa, Chordata, Aves, Psittaciformes, Psittacidae. Gene Ontology annotation, biological process: cell differentiation; positive regulation of endothelial cell migration; lung development. Bases 70 to 540 code for a protein of 156 amino acids. The record is from RefSeq and is a predicted model, not a curated record. Gene Ontology annotation, cellular component: cytoplasm; nucleus. The transcript is spliced from 3 exons.